AUGGUACAGAAAAUUACACAACUUUGUCUAAAAAAGUUAGGACAGUUUGUAGAAGAUAAAGGAAAGUUCCAAAACCCACAGCCUCUUCCUGCGAUCUGGUCCACACAUAGCACCCCACCUGGAAGGAUGAGGUCAAAACGGAAGAAAGAGAACAAAGGAAGCGACAGGGAAGAGAAGGAUGAAGAGUGA
This is a messenger RNA of Dovyalis caffra, 189 nucleotides long. The record is from the annotation of a GenBank genome assembly. Lineage: Eukaryota; Viridiplantae; Streptophyta; Magnoliopsida; Malpighiales; Salicaceae.